Molecule: messenger RNA, 859 nt
Organism: Sipha flava (yellow sugarcane aphid)
Lineage: Eukaryota; Metazoa; Arthropoda; Insecta; Hemiptera; Aphididae
Gene: Mlc2
Product: myosin regulatory light chain 2
Exons: 5
Coding region: 85-720 (211 amino acids)
Biological process (GO): post-embryonic development; locomotion
Cellular component (GO): cytoplasm; myosin II complex
Molecular function (GO): calcium ion binding; myosin heavy chain binding
Source: RefSeq, a predicted model, not a curated record
GAGAACCACUAGCAGUUUGAACUCAGGAACUCAGUCGCAUUCACCUUCUCUUGCCACUUAUAUCGUCUACAGAAUACCUACAAAAUGGCUGACAAGGAAAAGGUAAAGAAGAAGAAGGUAAAGAAGGAAGAACCAAAAGAUGCACCUGCAGAAGAAGCACCAGCACCAGCACCCGCCCCUGAGCCUGAAGCACCUCCUUCUCAUUCCAGCACAAAACACAGUAGCCGCAAAAGUUCAUCCAAGAAAGUCCGCAGAUCUGGUAGUAAUGUGUUCUCUAUGUUCACAACCCAACAAGUGGCCGAAUUCAAAGAGGGUUUCUCGAUGAUGGAUUGGGAUAAAGAUGGCAUUUUGGGCAAGGAAGACUUGAGAGCCACUUGGGAUAAAGUAGGUAAGCUAGUUACAGACCCCGAACUCGAUGCCAUGUUAAGCGAAGCUUCCGGCCCAGUUAACUUUACCCAACUAUUGACUUUGUUUGCAGCUAGGAUGUCUGAUGGAGGUCAAACCGACGACGAUGAAACCGUUAUUGCUGCCAUCAAAUCAUUCGAUGAUAAUGGUAAAAUCGAUAGUGAAAAGCUGAGGUACGGUUUAUUGAACUGGGGUGACAAGUUCUCCGCACAAGAAGUCAAAGAUGCUUUUGAUAACAUGGAAAUUGACAAGAAAGGCAUGAUCGACACUGAAGACCUCAUAUCCAUGGUGUUGGGAUCUGGUGACGAUGAAUAAUUUGUAUUUAUAUAAAUCAAUAACCAGUUUUUAAUUUAUUUAAUAUCCCUGAGUUUGCACAAAUUGUAUCAAUUGGUAGGUAACAAAUGACAAAUUUGAUGAAUGUUGAUAUCGAAAUAAAAAGAAAGUCCUCUAUUCA